AUGAGCAAUGCACUAGAUCAGUCGCUCGAUCUAUUAACCAAACGCCUCUUACAAGCACGUGCACAACUACGACGCGCAAAACGAAACGCUGACAAGAAACGUGAACUGCUUGUGGACGCGGGGAACGUGUUGGAAUAUGAGCUCAAAGACGCGUUCUCAAUGGAAACUAUGCCACAGAAAAAGAGAAUACGCAUUUUACCGCCGCCUGGAUUGCUUCCCCUAAUAAACCCCCGUGAUACCGAGAACGGACAUGGUGCUACGUCGUCGGCCGCAAUACAACAUGCAGAAGCAGCAGCAGCUGAAGAAGAGAAAGACAACAGCAAGGACGAAGAAUGUUGUUUUCUAAUUCACUCCUGCAUGGGCUGGAUCCGAGGAACCCUUCACGAUAGAGUUUGGGUGUGUCUCAAUGCUGAAAACACCUCUUCUACCGUCACGCUGAAUGGUGUGCAUCUGGUCCUUGCACCGGACAACGUAUUACCUAAGCUUGUGGCGCGGAACACCCAAAGCACCAUUGCUCCUGGCCAGUCUGUAGAGUUAUAUGCGGCAUUCACCCUGACGGACGAUGUAUUUUACUCUCAACUUGAACAUACAUUGGCUGCUGCAAUUCAUUAUACCAAGCAGGAUAGCAAUGCUGACAACAACGACGGCGACGGCAAUGAAACAUCGAUCGACACCGCAACAACAACAGACUAUUGCAGGAUCCGGUGGAUGCUUGGCUCUGACGAUGGUAUCUGUCGGAUCCAGGCUCCCACUAAACUAGAUCGAGCAUUGUCGAUCUUUUACCCGUCGCAUGCAAACGUAGCUCUACCCUCAGCAGCACACGAUGCCGGUGGCAUGGAUCAAAUAGGCGGCUUGCUUGGCAUGCAGCGUGCAGAGAACAUAAUUGAACGUCAAAUUUUUCAUACAGACAGCGAAGAUCUGGUGAUCGUCGCCGCUGCUGCUGCUGCUGCUGCUGCUGCUAAUGAGGAUCGCUAUUUGAACAUUUAUGGCCUGACAGACCGUAUUGUGGCCCUGUGUGUCACCAAACUGACGCACAGUGGCAUGGUUGAGAGCGUGAAAUAUGCACCGCCAAAAGCAUCCUCGAGCAACAGCGAUCUGCACAACUUUAUGGUGUCCUUGCAAGAUGAGCUUGGUUACCUCACCGUUAUGGACACGGAGGACAACGCAUCACCCCACGAUGAAAAGGCUCGAGGUCUUGUUGCUGCCCGCGGAAACACAGCCACCCUACUGAGUGUAUUGCUUGAAACACGUGGCAAAUGA
Molecule: messenger RNA, 1260 nt
Organism: Zychaea mexicana
Lineage: Eukaryota; Fungi; Mucoromycota; Mucoromycetes; Mucorales; Lichtheimiaceae
Exons: 4
Coding region: 1-1260 (419 amino acids)
Source: RefSeq, a predicted model, not a curated record